UGCAGAUGUUGGCAGGUCACGUCACUGUUGCCUCACCCAUGUUGAAGGUCUUAAGCCACUAUAAAUACUUAAAAGCAACAGCAUCUCAUCCUAACUGGUACAAAAUGGUUUGGCUUUUGGCUUUUCUGGCCUGCUUUGGGCUGAUUCAUGCCGAGGUGCCCUUCAACCACAGGGUCCACAAUGAGAGAGUCAUAGGAGGACACAACGCUGAACCAAACACUUGGAAAUGGCAGGUUUCUCUCCAGUACGACUCGAGCUACCAGGAGGCUUACAGCCACAUCUGUGGAGGAACUCUUAUCGAUGCUUUCCAUAUCAUGACGGCAGCUCACUGUAUCCUAAGUUAUGAUCCAAGUCACUUCCGUGUGGUGGUUGGUGAGUAUAACUUGUACGAGUUUGACGGCAGUGAGCAGUUCAUCCGCGUGGAGCAGAUCAUCGUUCAUCCUGGCUGGAAUGGAAACCUUGGCAAUGGAAAUGACAUCGCCCUCAUGAAACUGGUUGAUCCUGUGUAUGACAAUGGCUUUAUAGCCAUUGCUAACCUUCCAUACGAGGGAGAAACGCUGCCUCAUGAUUUCACCUGUCAUGUGACUGGCUGGGGCCUUAUGGACUACUACGGAACUGUCCCUGACAUCCUACAGGAAGCGCCCAUCAAAGUGGUGGAGCACGCAGUGUGUUCAACCCCUGAAUGGUGGGGAAUCAUUGCCCUGGAGAGCAUGGUGUGUGCUGGAGGAGAUGGUGUCAUCUCAGGCUGUCAGGGAGACUCUGGUGGUCCUCUAAACUGCUUGACUGAUGGAGUAUGGAGAGUCCACGGUGUGGUCAGCUACGGUCCAUCUGGUUACUGCAACCAGUUGACCAAACCCACCGUUUUUACCAAAGUCUCUUCCUUCCUGGGCUGGAUCUAUUCAGUUACCUUGGGUUAAUGGAAGUGACGCUGUCCAAAUGGUCAAAUGGAUUUUACAACAAUAAACGCAUUUGUCUUUAAA
Messenger RNA from Cynoglossus semilaevis (tongue sole), 980 nucleotides. RefSeq names its product chymotrypsin-like elastase family member 2A. Gene Ontology annotation, biological process: proteolysis. The record is from RefSeq and is a predicted model, not a curated record. Lineage: Eukaryota; Metazoa; Chordata; Actinopteri; Pleuronectiformes; Cynoglossidae. The transcript has 8 exons. Gene Ontology annotation, molecular function: serine-type endopeptidase activity. The coding region runs from base 6 to 917 and encodes 303 amino acids.